Messenger RNA from Microplitis mediator, 2666 nucleotides. RefSeq names its product prion-like-(Q/N-rich) domain-bearing protein 25. NCBI's taxonomy places the organism in Eukaryota, Metazoa, Arthropoda, Insecta, Hymenoptera, Braconidae. The coding region runs from base 594 to 2666 and encodes 690 amino acids. The record is from RefSeq and is a predicted model, not a curated record. The transcript is spliced from 9 exons.
UAUAUGUACAGGUUACACUAUUGCAUUGAAUUCAACGUUUUGUGCACCACUUUUAGAAGGGUUUUGUGAGAACAACGAUGAAUGUAUACGAAUGAAUGCUACUUGUGUUGAUAAUAAAUGUAAAUGCAAACCUAACUUAGUUCCUGAUUCUAAUACUGGCUGUAGAAAAGCUGAUUCACCGUUGUCGUGCCUACGUGAUACCGAUUGUACUAAAUUUAUUAAUCAUUCCUUGUGUCAUCGGAAUAAGUGUCGGUGCGAUAUGAGAUAUGUCACGCUGAAUGAGACAGUAUGUGCGCCAAUGUACAAUCAUAGUUGUCAGGAACUUGAACCAUGUGCAAUUCGGAAUUCUCUUUGCAUUGAUAACAAGUGUCAGUGUAAGCAUGGUUAUGUAUACCACGAAUUCAAAUGCUAUCCAAGUAAAUUGUUUUUAUAGUGUAUUAGUUAUUAACAUUAAUAAAGAACGGUUGUAAAAUUAUGUUCGUUAACAUUUAAUAGCGUAUUUGGGAGAGCCUUGUCUUGACUAUAAAGAUUGUCAUAAAAUAAAAUUUGGAAUUUGUUCAAACGAUAAUAAAUGCGUUUGUGAUGAUAAACAUAUGCAGUUUAAUGAAACAUCGUGUGAGCCAAUUAUAGGUGAAUUGUGUUCAAAAGAUAAUGAAUGUAAAAUUUCAAACUCACAAUGUAUUAAUAAUCGAUGCGAAUGUGAAGCUUUUUAUUCACCUUUAUACAAUAAACAAUGUUUACCAACUUUGUUAGGAUGGAAUUGUGAAUAUGAUGACGAUUGUAGAAAUUUGUGCAAUGCAAUAUGUUCGGAAAGUAAACAAUGUACUUGUCGAUCGAAUCACGUUCCCUUGAAUGAUACGGCGUGUGUUCCAUUACUAGGUGAAUACUGUUGGAAUGAUGAACAAUGUAUAACAAAUAAUUCUGCUUGUAUUAACCAUACAUGUCGAUGCAAUAAUGGUUUCAUAGAAAAAUCAAACGAUGAAUGUUUUACUGGUUUGUUCGAUGAAUAUUGUGACGACGACAACGAUUGCAAAGUAUUAAUUAAUGCCAGAUGCUUCAGAGAAUACAACAAAUGUCGUUGUAAGCACAAUUAUGUAAAGGUUGAUAAAAUAUCUUGUGCUCCGUUAUUGGGUGAACCUUGUCGUUACAAUGAACCAUGUGGCGCGAGUAAUUCAAUCUGUAUUAAUAACCAAUGUUCAUGCCGACCUUACUAUGGUCAACACUCUGAUGGUCGAUGCUUACCCCUCUUGUUAGGAUUUACGUGCGAAGGAAACACUGACUGUACGAAAAUACAACAUGCGAAAUGUUCUAAAAAAAAUAAAUGCGUUUGCGAAUCGAAUUAUUUUGAGUUCAACAGAACAACAUGUGCAUCACUUAUAGGCGAGUAUUGUAUGGAAAAUAGAGAUUGUUAUCCCAUCAACAGUGUUUGUGACCAUGAAAUUUGCAAAUGUGCCGAUGGCUUUGUACGUCAAUCUAAUAACGAAUGUUUGUCAAGCUAUCUAGGAAUAUUGUGUGAUAAUAAUGACGACUGUAGUGAUGUAAUGCAUUCUGUAUGCUCAAAGAAUCAUGAAUGUGUUUGUAAUGAAAAUUACAUUGCAUUAAAUGAGACAACGUGUGCACCUUUGUUAAAUGAACCAUGUUCGAACGACAGAGCAUGCGCAACAUUAAAUGCUGUUUGCAUUUACAAUAAAUGUCGAUGUAAACAUAAUUAUUUAUUUCAGUCCAAUAAUAAUUGCAUACCAGAGCGUUUGAAAGGAGAUUGUAAUUGUGAUUUAGAUUGUAACGCCAUAAAACAUGCAAAAUGUUCAAUGGAUAAAAAAUGUGUUUGCAUGAAAAAUUAUGUCUCAGUUAAUGAAACUACUUGUGAACCGAUAAAAGACAGUACCUGUCCUGCAAUAGAACGGUGCGAUGUAACAGGGGAUUUUUGCCGUAAAAAUUGCGAAUGUGGCGAUUUAGUGCGUAAAUAUUGUUCAAAAAAUCAAACAUGUAUCUGUAAACCAAAUUACAUUGAAUUGAAUGGUUCCUGUCAACCAAUUAUAGAUGGUUAUUGUACUGAAAAUGAAGAUUGCAUUCCAGAUAAUUCUUUUUGUUAUCUGCACAGAUGUAGAUGUAAAAAUAACUUUGCAUCAAUAUCUAAUAAUCGAUGUAGGGCGGUUUCAUUGGGAAUGUCAUGUGAAUCGGAUGUAGACUGUAAUUUUUUGAUAAACGCAAAAUGUUCGAAUGGUAAAACGUGUGUUUGCAAUGAAAACAGUACACCACUAAAUAAAUUUACGUGCACAGUAAUCAUUGGAGGAUCUUGUUUGAACGAUGAUUAUUGUUAUAUUGAAAAUUCUAGUUGUGUGAAUAAUACAUGUCAAUGCGAAUCCCCAUAUCUACCAGCAUCUGAUUUACAUUGCGCAGAAACAUCAUCGCUAGCUGAUUGCUCUGAACGUUCAGAAUGUAGAGAUGCGUUACAUAUGGAUUGCUCAAUUAAUGAAAAAUGUGUUUGCAAGCCACAUCAUAUCUUAUUAGCAGACAAAUCAUGUGGACCGCCUUUAGGUGGAUUCUGUUGGCUACAAGGGCAAUGUGUCAUAAAUAAUUCUGAUUGUAUAGAUAAUAGUUGUGAGUGUAAGUCUGGUUAUGUAAAAGUAUCCAACAGUUUAUGUGUGCAAUCACCGGAUUAUUAA